UGGGCAAUGCAUCAUGCAACCUACACAAAUGAAGAUUUGGACAGCGUCAAAGUGGUACAUAGAAAGCUGACCGGCUUUGGUGACCGUAUUGCAGCAUUCAUGGUAAACUUUAUGCGAUACUUCUUCGAUGUGGCAACACGUUAUCCAAAGCAUAGAGAACGUUUUCCACGUGUAAAAGGAUCAGAGAAAACUCUGGUCAAAAACAAGCGGCUGUUUCUGUUAAAAAAACAUUCUUCCACAAAAGAUCAACUUCCCGAAGAAAUGGAAUUGGGAGAAAUGCGAAAACGUCAUUUAUGUUUCGGACCAGAUGAUUGGCUAAUACGGAUAGUAUUCUUAGAAAGUGUAGCUGGCGUGCCAGGUAUGGUAGCAGCCGUAUUGCGACAUUUGCACAGCCUUCGCUUGCUAAGACGUGAUGGUGGUUGGAUUAAUACAAUGUUGGCAGACGCAGCAAACGAAAGACAACAUCUUUUAGUCGCACUCAAGAUGUACGAUCCUGGAUGGUUUAUGCGUUCAUUCUUAAUCAUUACUCAGGGUAUCUUUUGGAACUUCUUCUUUGUCUUUUAUCUAAUCGCUCCUCGAGUUGCACAUCGAUUUGUUGGUAUAUUGGAAGAAGAAGCUGUUUUGACUUACUCCCGCAUCAUCGAUGAUAUCAAAGAAGGUCGCUUGCCCGAAUGGGAUAAUUAUCCCGCUCCUCAAAUUGCAAUCGAUUAUUGGGGAUUGGAGAAGAAUGCACAAAUACUAGACGUGAUGCGUUUCUUGCGUGCUGACGAGGCCAAUCAUCGUUACAUCAAUCAUACCUUUGCCGAACUCAAGCCUUCAGAUUUCAAUCCUUUUGCUUAUGGUGAUCCCUCCCCUCAACUCAGAGGAAAGAGCUGGGGAUUGACAAGAGAUGAAGCUAUCGCAUACUUUGAGAAUGAGGAUAUC
Meira miltonrushii is the source of this 924-nucleotide messenger RNA. RefSeq names its product alternative oxidase. Gene Ontology annotation, molecular function: alternative oxidase activity. Lineage: Eukaryota; Fungi; Basidiomycota; Exobasidiomycetes; Exobasidiales; Brachybasidiaceae. The transcript is spliced from 3 exons. The record is from RefSeq and is a predicted model, not a curated record. Gene Ontology annotation, biological process: alternative respiration. The annotation marks the transcript as partial. Gene Ontology annotation, cellular component: mitochondrion.